Messenger RNA from Corvus hawaiiensis (hawaiian crow), 6143 nucleotides. It is a transcript of the gene DIO2, whose product is annotated as iodothyronine deiodinase 2. Gene Ontology annotation, molecular function: thyroxine 5'-deiodinase activity. The transcript has 2 exons. The record is from RefSeq and is a predicted model, not a curated record. NCBI's taxonomy places the organism in Eukaryota, Metazoa, Chordata, Aves, Passeriformes, Corvidae.
UAGCUAGGGAAUGUAUAAAAGGCUUCAGGGAAGCAAGCUAGGACUCCAGAGGGGAGAGCACUUUGCACCAUAGGCAGAUAGCAAAGAGAGAGUGCGAGAGGAAGAAGGCAGGAAUACAGAGACGCGGAGUAGGAGGGGGGGGGGGGGGCGGGGGAGGCAGAGAGGGAAAGAGAGGGAGGGAGGCAGGGAGGAAGGAACAGAAAGUUUAUGUACAUAAACCUUUUUUUAAGAGUAUUGUUGCACCUGGGAGCUAGCUUUACUGACACAGAAAUGAGAGGUCUGUUCAGUGCUUAAAUAGCUGGGAAACAAUGGGAUAGUGCAGGAAAGUUAACAAUUAACAGUCUCAGCUUAAAUUUUGUAACUGCAGGGAACUGGAAACACAGCUGCCUCUCUCUUCAGCAAAAUCAGGUCUCCUGGUUAAGAGAAUUUUUGUUAACAUCUAAAUAUCUGAAAAAUAAGCAGCUUGCAGUUGAAUGAGUAUCGUGCAGUUAUGAUUUUAACCAGCCUGCUCAUACUUAACUAUCUCUGCUUAUUUUAAAGACAGCAGCUGUGAAAGGGGUAAUGAGGCUUUUGAAAUGCCUUUUACUUUACUCUUUUAAAUGAGGGUACAGAGCAAUAAAGAGAGCUGAAGGUAUCCGGCUGAGGAGAAGCAGCAAGGAAGAUGGGUCUGCUAAGUGUGGAUUUGUUGAUCACGCUUCAGAUCUUGCCGGUCUUUUUCUCCAAUUGCCUCUUUCUUGCGCUCUAUGACUCUGUGAUUCUCCUGAAGCACAUGGUUCUGUUUCUGAGCCGCUCUAAGUCUGGGCGCGGUGAGUGGCGGAGGAUGCUGACCUCGGAGGGGCUGCGCUGCGUCUGGAACAGCUUCCUCCUGGACGCCUACAAGCAGGUCAAACUGGGAGGAGAAGCCCCAAACUCCAGUGUAAUCCACAUAGCCAAGGACAGUGAUGGCAGCAGUAGCAGCUGGAAGAAUGUUGGUGGCAAGUGUGGAACCAAAUGCCACCUUCUGGAUUUUGCCAACUCCGAGAGGCCACUGGUGGUCAACUUUGGCUCAGCUACUUGACCACCGUUCACAAGCCAGCUGUCAGCCUUCAGCAAGCUGGUGGAGGAGUUCUCUGGUGUGGCUGACUUUCUGUUGGUCUACAUUGAUGAAGCUCACCCAUCAGAUGGCUGGGCUGCUCCUGGAAUCUCUCCCUCUUCAUUUGAAGUUAAGAAACACAGAAGCCAGGAAGAGAGAUGCGCAGCUGCUCACCAGCUCCUAGAGCACUUUUCCUUGCCACCUCAGUGCCAGGUGGUGGCUGACUGCAUGGACAACAAUGCCAAUGUGGCCUACGGGGUUUCAUUUGAGCGAGUAUGCAUUGUGCAGAGACAAAAAAUCGCCUACCUGGGAGGCAAAGGCCCCUUUUUCUACAACCUUCAAGAGGUUCGGCUUUGGCUGGAACAAAACUUCAGCAAAAGAUGAAAUCCAUUCUCCACAGAAGUUAUGUCAACAGAUGUGUCCCUUUAAGGUGAUGCAAAAGGGAAAAAAAAGAAAACAUAUGCUAGUGUGAAUAAAAUCUUUCCAAUGAUUGCAGGAGAACACAUUUGAUAACAAUGUCAAGUGAAUGUUAACUAGGAAAAGAAAAUUAAACAAAAAUCUAGCUCCACAGAAACAUUGUCAAGUGAAAAAAUCCCACUCCUGCUCUUGCUAUGGGAUAGAAGAGGUGAACAGGCUUCUCCAAAAAGGUGCUGCUGGCAAGCAGGUAGGGUGGUGAGAUAAGACCUGUCUCUCAGAAGCUCCAGUCCUGGGAUGAGGCAGAGCAAGGGUUUCUGCUUGGAAGGCAUUCCAUGGAAAGGCAAUGCUGUACUUUACAUCAGAAAUGCUUCUUUACACCCCUGUGGCCAAUACAAGGAACCUGGGAAGAGCAGGGGGUUUGCAAUUACUUUGUAUACAGAUGCAGUGCAGUGUGGCAAUUUUCCUCUCGGUAGAAAAUGUAUUGUUCAGAGACUGCAGGAACCACAUGCAAUGCAGCGCACAGGCAGACUGGCUGUUCAGAGCAAGAUGAACCUUUGUCUGCUGGUAUUUGUACUCUCUGUGGACACCUUUGCACAGCAUAUUAACUAUGUAAUGCUACCUACAUGUUUGUAUCCAGUGUGCAGGCCUGUGCCUGCUGAGAAAGAUGCUAAAAUCUAUGGAGUUGGACCAAAAAGACAAAGGUGAUCAAAUAAGCCCAUUACCAUUUGAAAACUGAAAUACCUGCACUAUUUAUAACACAACACUGAGAACCAUCUAGAGCAUGUAUCCUGAGACAAAACUCAGCUGAAGCCAACCAAACCCUUGGUUCUCAGAGCUAACAACACACAUUUAUCAAUAUUCUCUGGUUCUCACCUCUGUUUCUUUACCCACCUCCAUCUCUUUCUGUCUAGCAAUAGGCCUAAAGGUAAUUUCACUUUUAGCUUUUUAAAAAAAUAACUUAUUUCUCUCUGGUUUUUUUUCUUUUUAAUGUGAGAUAAUGACCUUGCAGGUGUAUUUUGGGGAUGGGGAAACUUAUGCACAACUUUACCUCAUUGAAAUGGAAACCUAUCCUGUCAUUUACCCUGUUAAAUGUAGUCGUGCUGACUUUUGCUAUCUUAGAUACCCAAAACUAGUUUAUAGCUACCUUAAUCUGAAAGUUGUUUGCAGACUUAGAAAUGAUUAGCUGCAGUUCUGCUACCAGAUGAGCUGAUAAGUCUGUUUCACUCAUGUUCUUGAAAACCUUCCCAGAAGAGAAACAGGGAGGACAAAUUAAUGUGAAUAAGUGUAAAAGAUGGCAGAACUUUCAUAUGAAUGAGUAUGAGGAAUUGAUUGUUAUAUUUAAAGAGAUACUGUGAACUUAGAGUAUAUAUUAAGUUUAGGUAUUUCUAAAACUAAAAUUAUUUUAUCAAGCCUAAUGAAAAGUCAUAUUUAUAAUGAGCUAACCUAUUAGAGCUGAUAAAUGAAAACCCAUACGGAGAUGGGACUAUCCAAGUUUUCUCUCAUCUUUGGCAGAAACAUGAAACAGAUAAAUAGAAAAAGUGGCAAAAAUCACAUUAGGUCUUUUAAUUUCUCUUCCUGCCCAUUGUCAGUAAUAUGAUGUGUUGAUACUAACAUAGGAAAAAAUAGAAAAUACAUAGGUGCUUUAAUUUUCACAAUGCCCAUUAAUAUUGUGAACUUCCUCUAGCUUGGCUGUUGGUCAACUUAGCCAGUGUAGGAGGAAUUCAGAAAUGUGUUUUCAAGCACAGAUCUGAAAUAGUGGCAGUAACAUGGGUAAUUUCUCCCAUACUCAGGUUCAUGCUUCCCAUUCUUCUCACAUUUUCCUCCAUACACUGUUUAAUACACACAUGCACUUACAGAGUUGGUAAUGUGCACCGAAGGAAGGGUGUAAAGAGUGUUCCUCAGAUCUCCUGGUGAGCCCCACUUCUCAGAAGGCCUGUGUCUGUGUGUGUGUGUGCAUUUAUAUGUGCAUCCAUAUGUAUAGAAUACAAUUUUAUGUAUGUGUAUACAUAUGCGUGCAUAUAUAAGUGGUGUUUAAGACCACUAAUAAUAAUUAUUCUCUCCUACCUGUUACUGUAAAUCAUAGCUCAGUGUGGAAGAUUGUUACAGAUCUUCAUGACUAACUGGGAUGUAUAACUGAAUUUUUAAAACCUAUUAUCAUAGAAACAGUAACAUAGCCAAACGACAUGGUUUAUUUAAUCCAGUAUCCUACCUCUGACUGUAUCAGAUGCUUCAGGGGAAGGUGCAAUAGUUUUUAACUUACAGAAUUUUUAUUAGCUUCAGCCCUUAUUAUUUUUCCCUUGUCUAAAGUUAUUGUUGAUGUCUCAUCAUCCCUAUGAGAGGCUGAUUUUGAGGUCUGAGAUUUAAAUAUUUUGUGAGGCUUACUAAAAUAAAAAAAACCAUCCCAUUUAAGAUCAAAGAAAACAAAAUGAAAACAGAUUUUUUUCUUUCAUAUUUAAAUUGGCUGCUCUUCAAUGUCAUUCUCUUCUCUUGCUGUUAUAUGCUAAACCACUAAACACAUCCUAAUUUUUCUUCUGUAUGUUGGUCAUUAUAUAAUCUAUAUAGAAAUUUGCAUACCUUUUGUUUGUUUCUUUAGACAAACAAUAACUCAUAUACUUAUACAAGUCCAUAUUCUUUCCUUGCCUCUGAAUCUCUUCUAUUUUUGCUACACUGUCCUUUUACUCAGGUGAGUAAAGAUGUAGACAUUAAUCCAAUUGAAAAUCUGCAUUGAUAUACCCAGCACAGCAUCUUUUCCUUAUUAUAUCCUAUUCUUCAGUAAUCUGAAACUUUUUUAAACCAUAGCAACUCCAUAGCCUUUGUAAAACUUAAACUAGUAAGUCUUUUCAUCUUUUCCUCAUUAUACACUUGAAGUCUGAACUGUUUAUAUGGGAAAUGCUAGCCAAAUGUUUAGCACAGCUGUUGAAACAUACCUUUAGCUCAGAGGAAAGAGUCUGAAUUAGUAAUUCAGUUUGUUAAUAUCAUUUGCAUAUUUAAAGUUACAAUUAUUUUUCAAGUCCAUUCUCUCCUUUUUAAUUUCCAUUAUUUUGUCUUAUAAUUCAUAGAUGCCUGUUUAUCACAUAGUAUACAGGAAUUAUAAAAUUGUCUCCUGUAAAUGGGAAAAACACAUUUAUUUUCCACAAAUAAAAAUACACAAUAAUUUCUUUUCUUUCUUGGCAACAUAUAUGACUGUCCUGCCUAAAAUUUAUAGUUAUUCCAGCCUCACUGAUUAUCAAGACAGAAAUGCAUUUUGCAAAACCUUGGGUUUCCCCAGAAAACUUCUAGUCAGAAAGCAGGGCUUCCUUCAAAGACAAAUGGACAUAAAGGAAAAAAAAAAAGGAAAUGGAUUUUCUAGGAGGCUGAUAGAAACAUAAGUUUUUUUGGUUUGGUUUGGUUUGGUUUUUUUUUUAGAAAAUUAAAAAAAAUUAUUGAAAAUGUUUUAAUUAAAUGUCAUACAUUAUCCUCAAUUGAUGGUAAAAGUGGCCAUGUAUCCAAUAUCCCAAAAUUUUUGCAACAGUUGUUUUGGGACCAGGUAGAAAUUUUACUACCUUGCUAGCCUUGUACUUCACAGCUGGUCUAGUGUGCUCUGAGGCUGCUUCUGUCUCAUUCUCACUGUCAGGGCACUAUACUAUAUUACUUGAGGUGCUCCAGUGUGACAUACAUGUUGAGCAAAGGCUCACAAAAUAGGUGCCUGAAGGUAUUCUGGAAGGCUACUGUAUAUAAUAGAGACCCCAAUACUGUGUCUCAACAUUAGUGUGGGAAACUUCCAGUAUUUUUCAUUUUGAGCAACGUAAAAAGCUAUUCUGGGCUAUCAUCCUACAUUGUUCUGUGCUUAGCAUCUGUAUUUAGCACUGUAUAAAAGGAAUGUAAAACAUUUUUUGCAGAUGAAAAACUAUAGAAUUUUGCUCUUUCCUUGUGUAGACAAUGACAUAAAUUUAAGGCAGCAGGAAAACAUGCCCCAUAUAUUAAAAAGAAGAAAAUACAUUAUGAAAUAUGUUGUUGAACAACUGUCUGAACACUUUGAAAAACAAAAUGCAGUGAUUUUUAGGAAGGUGAUCUUGGUGGGGAAACCUACAAAGCUUCUCAAAAAGGUAUUUGUGCUAUGCAUCCAGGUGUGUGCAGAGGGAAGUUAUGUUUCUGCAUGUGUGAAAGUGGCUUUUCUGUGAUGUGGAGUAUAGAUUUAAGAGUUUUUAAGACUUUCAUUCAGUACUAUAACCAAAGGAGUAAGAGGUGUCAGGUAGGGAAUAUUGGCCAGUUUUGUACGACUCGACACCAUGUCUGUGGGAAAUCCAUAUUCAGUUGGCCCCAAUUUGGAGUCCUCAGUGAAGAGAGAUUGGGGUGAGACAGAGGGGGCUUGUGUGCUUAUGAAGAUCGCUAACAAAAGAGUGAUCAGCUCAGUUAGUGUUCAGAUGCCCUCACACUGGCAUUCCUCUGUGCACCUUAGUGUGUCUACACUGGAAAGAGGCGUCUCUUUGGGUCUGUUAAUAAGAUCGCCGUGGUGUAGGUGCCUGUGUGUACUGACUAUGUGUGUGUCAUAGUUUAAGUGUCAAAAAUACACUGCAGGAGAGCCAGCAGAAUUUUGUUGCAAUAUGGUGCUCCAUGAAAUGUGCUUUCUAGAUUUGUUUUUCUUGUAUUAUAAUAAACGAUAAAGGAAAAUAUA